AUGGCGCUGCUGCACUCCUGCCGCCUCCUCUCCGGAGUUACUUCCUUCUACCUGGGCCUCAGCACAGCCGCCAACGCCAGAGCCAGCUCUUGAUGGACCCACAUAGAGAUGGGGCCCCAUGACCCUAUCUUGGGGGUUAUGGAAGCAUUUAAGAGGGACACUAACAGCAAGAAGAUGAAUCUGGGAGUUGGGGCCUACCGAGAUGACAAUGGGAAGCCUUACGUUCUUCCAAGCGUCCGUAAGGCAGAGGCUCAAAUUGCAGGGAAGAACAUGGACAAAGAGUACCUGCCCAUCGCAGGACUGGCUGAAUUUUGCAAGGCAUCAGCAGAGUUGGCCCUGGGUGAAAAUAACAAGGCUCUGAAAAGCAAUCGAUAUGUCACCACACAGACCAUUUCUGGAACCGGUGUAUUGAGAGCGGGAGCCAGUUUUCUGCAACGGUUCUUCAAAUUUAGCCGGGAUGUGUAUCUUCCAAAACCAUCCUGGGGAAAUCACACCCCCAUCUUCAGGGACGCUGGCAUGCAGCUGAAUGGCUAUCGCUGCUACAACCCCAAGACUUGUGGCUUUGACUUCACCGGAGCCUUGGAAGACAUUUCAGAAAUCCCAGAGAUGCAGAGUGUCAUCCUUCUGCAUGCCUGUGCUCACAACCCCACAAGAGUUGAUCUUCAUCCUGAGCAGUGGAAAGAAGUAGCAUCCUUAGUAAAGCAAAGGGAACUCUUUGCCUUUUUUGACAUAGCAUAUGAGAGCUUUGCCAGUGGAGAUGGCAACAAGGAUGCCUGGGCUGUUCGCCACUUCAUUGAUCAGGGCAUUAAUGUCCCUCUCUGUCAGUCCUACACCAAGAACAUGGGCCUGUAUGGUGAAUGUGUGGGAGCCUUUACCAUGGUUUGUAAAGAUGCUGAUGAAGCCAAAAGGGUAGAAUCCCAGUUGAAAAUACUGAUUCAUCCCAUGUAUUCCAACCCUUCUCUCAAUGGGGCCCGAAUUGCUGCCAUGAUCCUGAAUAGUCCUGAUCUGAGGAGCCACUGGUUGCAAGAGGUCAAAGGCAUGGCAGAUCGCAUCAUUGGCAUGCGGACCCAGCUGGUUUCCAACCUCAAGAAAGAAGGUUCCUCCCACAACUGGCAGCACAUCACUGACCAGAUUGGCGUGUUUUGUUUCAUAGGCCUGAAACCUGAGCAGGUGGAAUGGCUGACCAAGGGAUUCUCCAUCUAUAUGACAAAAGAUGGCCACAUUUCCAUAGCAGGGGUCACAUCGGGCAACAUAGGAUACCUUGCCCAUGCCCUUCACCAAGUAACCAAAUAA
This is a messenger RNA of Vombatus ursinus (common wombat), 1293 nucleotides long. RefSeq names its product aspartate aminotransferase, mitochondrial-like. The record is from RefSeq and is a predicted model, not a curated record. Gene Ontology annotation, biological process: biosynthetic process; L-aspartate catabolic process. Gene Ontology annotation, molecular function: L-aspartate:2-oxoglutarate transaminase activity; pyridoxal phosphate binding. NCBI's taxonomy places the organism in Eukaryota, Metazoa, Chordata, Mammalia, Diprotodontia, Vombatidae. The transcript has a single exon. Gene Ontology annotation, cellular component: mitochondrion.